AUGCUCCAGCAGAUGCAGGCUGUGUGGGCACUCCUGCUCUGCCUGGCUGCAGGGCACCUUGCAAGUGCCAACCUCUGCAAGACCCAUGGCACCAUCCUGGGCAUCCCCGGGUCACCAGGACUGCCUGGCAGCAAUGGCAUAGAUGGGGUGAACGGCCCGAAGGGUGAGCCAGGGCGCCCUGGCCAGGUGGAGAAUGAAGUGGACAGGGGAGAGAAGGGAGACCCAGGACUGCCCGGGUACCCCGGGAAGACUGGACCCAGGGGUAUCCUGGGGCAAAUGGGACUACCAGGUCCCAUGGGACUCCCUGGCCCUGAGGGAGACCCUGGUGACUACAAGGCCACUGUGCAGUCUGCCUUCUCGGCUGCCAGGUCCCUGGGCUACCCGCGGCAGGAGCAGCCUGUGCGCUUCAACCGCGUCCUGGUCAAGGAGAAGGGGCACUGCAGCAGCCGCUCCACCUGCCGCAUCCCGGGCAGCUACUGCUUCACCUACCACGUCACCUCCCGGGGCAACCUGUGCCUCAGCCUGAGGAAGGGUCGGGGUCAGCAGGGUGAGAAAGUGGUGACCUUCUGUGACUAUGUGCACAGCACCUACCAGACCACCACGGUCCUCGAGGCGGCAGUGAACGAGUCUGUCUGGCUGGAGCCGACAGACAAGAACAACCUGGUGGAGAUGGAAGGGUCCGACAGCAUCUUCUCUGGCUCCCUCAUCUUCCCUGACUCCCAGGUGUCCUUCUGA
Messenger RNA from Pogoniulus pusillus (Red-fronted tinkerbird), 735 nucleotides. It is a transcript of the gene C1QB, whose product is annotated as complement C1q B chain. Lineage: Eukaryota; Metazoa; Chordata; Aves; Piciformes; Lybiidae. Gene Ontology annotation, molecular function: protein binding. The record is from RefSeq and is a predicted model, not a curated record.